Rhincodon typus (whale shark) is the source of this 2842-nucleotide messenger RNA. RefSeq names its product TELO2-interacting protein 1 homolog. The coding region runs from base 230 to 2842 and encodes 870 amino acids. Gene Ontology annotation, cellular component: cytoplasm. The transcript is spliced from 3 exons. Gene Ontology annotation, biological process: chromatin remodeling. NCBI's taxonomy places the organism in Eukaryota, Metazoa, Chordata, Chondrichthyes, Orectolobiformes, Rhincodontidae. The record is from RefSeq and is a predicted model, not a curated record.
CUCCGCAAACAGUUUGCUGUAUCCGCUCAUCGCUGGGUUUUGAACAGUUAUUCAAUCCAGAAAUUUCUGACUCAGGGCGGCCGCCGUUAACGCGCAGGCGCAGAAACUAGCACCCGCCCCCCCCGCCAUUGGAGUUGGCGCAUGUGCAAUAUCGUCGGUCAUCCCUUGAGCGUCAAGAAAGCAGAACUGGACAAAAUGAUGAUAAAGCAAUAAAUGCAGUAGUCAGUUGAUGAUGGCCAUCUUUCAUACCCCAAAAGAAGCUUUUAGUGCCUUGCGUCCAAUUUGUGUUAAGAUAACAAAGGAACAAACUGUCAGCAAUGUACAGUGCCUUCAGUCCCAGCUGCAGAAAGUCGGAGAUGCUGCAUUACAGGAAUUGCAGGAGUAUGUCUUGUUUCCACUUAGAUUUUCAUUGAGGACACCUGGACUGAAGCAAGAAAGAUUUGUCCAAAGUGUAGUGGAGUGCAUUCAUUUUAUAAUUUCUAGAACGUGUGUGCAGAAUCAGCAACAACUUUGUGACAUCUUCUCUGAACUUUCUCUUUGCUUGUCCUCACCGGGAAACCAUGGAAAGCUGGCCAUUACCUCAGAGGAGCUUAAAAUGGCUGUUGUCCAAGGUUUCAUUGCCCUGCUUCAUUCAGCAUAUGGUGACAUUUUGCUAUGCCUGUACCAGCCACAUAUGCUUCCUACACAAGGAUUUAUUAUUUCUCUGCUUUUAGACAUAGCCGAACAUGAAAAAUCAAGACAGCUUCAAAUCCUUGCCCUGAAGUGUUUGCUCGUCUUGAUAUUACAGUGUGAUUGCCCAGAUAUGCACUGUUCUUUUGACAACAGUGAUCAUAUGCAAGUUGGAGAUGCAUUUGCAUCAUUUUUGCCAGGAAUCACUUUAGCAAUGUCACGCAUAAUUUCUGGAGAUGUUAAACAGGGUCACUUAGUAACAUCCUAUGCUAUCAAGGUUUGGUAUAAGCUGGUGGGCUUGGUCAUGGCCAGUGACCAAGUAUCCAAGAAACAUCAUGACAAGAAAACGUUGUUUGCGGAGGGCAGUAAGCUUGCUGAGCUUGUAAUCUGCAGGAAACCAGAAUGGGUGAAAAACACUGCAAACAAACUAGACAUAUUGUUACGAAAACUCUGCAGCUGUGCAGCUGGCAACCCACAUUGGAAAGUAAGGUUGGAAUUGAUUGAACUAGUCUACCAUUUGCUGUCUUACUGUAACAAAUCCCUGAAACAAUCCAUUGGCUAUUUGCUGGAAGUUCUGGUGGGCCUCCUGGGUGAUGAGAGACCAGAGGUACAUACCAGAUGCAGUCAAGUUUUGAGAAAUGUCACUGAGCUGUGUAUGAUAUGCGAGAACAAAGAUUUUACAGACGUGCUCUCCGAAAACUUGCAUGCACUCACAACCGCUCUUCCAAGACUUAUGAGAACUCUGGAUGACCAGAGUAAAUUGAAAUCCUUGGGUUUAUUACUUGGCUACUUAAAGUUAUUAGGACCCAAAGUGAAUGUUGUAUUAAAUUCAACUGUUCACCUUGGCCGUCUUUCAAAAGCAUUGAUGCAAGUCCUAGAGCUGGAUGUCACUGAUGUGAGAAUUGUAGAAGAGAGAUGUUUGAAUGCUGAAGCCGAUGAUCUGCAGCAUCAAAUGCGCUUUUUAUCUGGCUGGGAUCACUCAAGAACGGGAGACAAGCCCUCUAUGCAGAAAAAAUACUUCAAGCAUUUUACAGAAGAAAGUGUAUUUGCACUGCUCCAGCAGACUUGCAGAGUUUUAGGUUACUAUGGCAAUCUCUAUCUGGUCGUGGAUCAUUUCAUGGACCUCUACCAAGAGUCAGUGGUAUACAGGAAACAGGCUGCUUUAGUGAUUAAUGAAAUGUUGUUGGGGGCUGCAGGGUUAGAUGUGGAUGUUCUACAUAAAAGAGAAACCCCAGUUAGUGCAGCUGAUCUCAAGGCAAUAGUGACUUCCAUUAUCGAGGAGUACACAAGCAGGGCUAACUGGCAUCUGGUAACCAGUAUCGAAUCAGAGCAUGAGACUGGCCUCAAUACAAACCAACCAACAUUUCAGGGUUUUACUAAAGGAUCCUGCAAUGAUUGCCUUCACACAAGCGAAAGUCUAACUGUUCACACUAUGAACAGUAAUAUCUGGCAAAUCUGCAUCCAACUUGAAGGAAUUGGCUAUUUUGCUCAUGUGCUAAAUAAGGAAUUUCGUCAGCUUUUAAUGACUUCUCUUUACCCAGUGAUAGAAAAAGUUGGAGCUGAAACUUUGCUUAUUAGUCAAACAGCCACAAGGACAUUAGUAGAUCUUUGCGAAGCCUGUGGCUAUGAUUCACUUCAAGAGUUGAUAAAUCUGAAUUCUGACUAUCUAGUGAACACUAUUUCCCUCAACCUGAGAAGAUUAACUCAAAAUCCUCACACACCUCGUGUUAUUAGUGUCAUGUUUAGCUAUUCUGAUGCCAGUCUGCUGCCUUUGCUUGAUGACGUGAUUCAGGAUGUGCUGCUGUCCCUUGAUCAUUACCACAAUGAAAAGGCUCAGCUGAUUUUCAAUGUCCUCCAUUCGCUAAUGACAGCUUUAGCUCACUGGUUUCCACCUAAGCAUCGUGUUCAGAAAGAAGACAAAGCUCACAAUAAGGCCUGUAGAUCUGCUACCACAGCGGAAGAGAUCCAUUGCUUUUUGAAGGAAUAUCAGAGGCAGAAGAAUUUGGCUGAAGGGCAUGUUGAAGAUAUUGAUUUGGACAAAACAGGUAUUUCCUGGGCAAGAAUUGCUUUUUCACAUAAUCAAGACAUUUCAUUUAUCUCUAAUGCAAUAGAUGCCAGCAUUCUCAAUAUGUGCACAGUGAACAAUUACCUGCUAGCACUUAGGAGAUUGUGA